Molecule: messenger RNA, 10393 nt
Organism: Pogona vitticeps (central bearded dragon)
Lineage: Eukaryota; Metazoa; Chordata; Lepidosauria; Squamata; Agamidae
Source: RefSeq, a predicted model, not a curated record
GAACUCCCAGGAGAGAAAGAAGAAGAAAAAAGAGAAAUUAAAGAAUGACUAGGAUUGCUACGCUUGCUAUUCUUUUGCAGCUGUUGCGGACGAGCGGAGGGCAGGGGUUCGCAGGCGGUUGUUCCUUUGAUGAACACUACAGUAACUGUGGUUAUAGCGUGGCACUGGGGACCAAUGGAUUUACCUGGGAGCAGAUUAAUACCUGGGAGAAGCCAACAAUGGAUCCAGCUGUUCCUACUGGCUCCUUCAUGAUGGUGAAUAGCUCUGGGAGGGCUUCUGGACAAAAAGCUCACUUGCUUUUACCAACAUUGAAAGAGAAUGAUACACACUGCAUUGACUUCCAUUACUACUUAUCCAGCCGAGACCGCUCCAGCCCUGGAUCAUUGAAUGUUUAUGUGAAAGUUAAUGGUGGACCUCAAGGCAAUCCUGUCUGGAAUGUCUCUGGGAUUGUUACAGAAGGUUGGGUGAAGGCAGAACUUGCUAUCAGCACAUUCUGGCCACAUUUUUAUCAGGUGAUAUUUGAAUCUGUUUCAUUGAAGGGGCAUCCUGGAUACAUAGCUGUGGAUGAAGUGAGAGUCCUUGCCCAUCCAUGCAGAAAAGCUCCUCAUUUCCUGCGGCUUCAAAAUGUGGAGGUUAACGUUGGACAGAAUGCAACAUUCCAGUGUAUUGCUGGAGGAAAGUGGUCUCAGCAUGACAAACUGUGGCUACAGCAAUGGAAUGGCAGGGAUACAGCUUUAAUGGUCACCAGAGUAGUCAACCACAGACGUUUCUCUGCUACUGUCAGUGUAGCUGACACUUCCCAGCGAAGCAUCAGUAAAUAUCGAUGUGUCAUCCGCUCAGAUGGUGGAUCAGGGGUUUCCAAUUAUGCAGAAUUAAUAGUGAAAGAACCUCCCACACCUAUUGCACCCCCUGAACUUCUAGCUGUUGGAGCCACCUAUCUUUGGAUCAAGCCAAAUGCAAAUUCUAUAAUUGGAGAUGGACCUAUAAUCCUGAAAGAGGUGGAAUACCGUACGACUAAUGGGAACUGGGCUGAAACUCACAUUGUUGAUUCACCUAAUUACAAGUUAUGGCAUCUAGAUCCUGAUGUGGAGUAUGAGAUCAGAGUGCUUCUUACCCGUCCUGGAGAAGGAGGGACUGGACCACCUGGCCCUCCACUCACAACAAGAACAAAAUGUGCAGAUCCAGUGCAUGGUCCCCAGAAUGUGGAGGUUGUUGACAUCCGAUCUCGACAGUUGACUUUGCAGUGGGAACCCUUUGGUUAUGCAGUGACCCGUUGCCACAGCUAUAAUCUGACAGUCCAUUACCAGUAUGUAUUCAACCAGCAGAAGUAUGAGGCAGACGAACUGAUUCAAACAUCAUCACACUACACUUUGCGAGGCUUGCGACCCUUCAUGACUAUUCGACUUAGACUGGCUCUUUCAAACCCAGAAGGCAAAAUGGAGAGUGAGGAGCUGGUGGUUCAAACUGAGGAAGAUGUUCCUGGAUCUGUCCCCCUUGAGUCCAUUCAAGGAGGACCCUUUGAAGAGAAGAUCUAUGUUCAGUGGAAGCCUCCAAAUGAAACAAAUGGGAUCAUUACACUCUAUGAGAUUACAUACAAGGCUGUUGGAUCCCUAGAUCCCACUGCUGACCUGUCAAAUCAGAGAGGAAAGGUCUUCAAACUAAGAAAUGAAACUCAUCACCUGUUUGUAGGGUUAUAUCCAGGAACUACCUACUCAUUCACCAUCAAAGCCAGCACAGUUAAGGGUUUUGGACCUCCCAUCACCACACGGAUUGCAACGAAAAUUGCAGCACCAUCAAUGCCUGAAUAUGAUACAGACUCCCCUCUGAAUGAAACAGAGACCACCAUCACAGUCAUGCUGAAGCCUGCACAGUCCCGCGGAGCCCCUGUCAGUGUUUACCAGCUUGUUGUGAAAGAAGAAAGGCCACAGAAAUCACGAAGAGCUGCAGACAUCAUUGAAUGUUUCUCUGUUCCCGUGAGCUUCAAAAAUGCCUCAAGUGUCGACUCUCCCCAUUACUUUGCAGCAGAAUUGAAGCCGGUCAACCUUCCUGUCACACAGCCUUUCACAGUGGGAGACAACAAAACCUAUAAUGGCUAUUGGAAUGCUCCACUUUCACCACUGAAAAGUUACAGCAUUUACUUUCAGGCACUCAGUAAAGCAAAUGGGGAGACCAAAAUCAACUGUGUCCGACUGGCAACAAAAGCAGUAAUAAGUAGGCAACAGGUAACCACCCGAAACCCGCCCAGCCUCAUGAGCACAGGAGCUUCUACACAAAAUUCCAAUGCAGUGGAGCCAGAAAAGCAGGUUGACAACACAGUGAAAAUGGCUGGAGUUAUUGCGGGGCUUCUUAUGUUUGUAAUUAUCCUUUUGGGGGCAAUGCUUACAAUCAAGAGAAGGAGCGGUGCAGUAGAUCCAAGAAGAAAUGCAUAUUCCUACUCCUAUUACUUGAAACUAGCCAAGAAGCAAAAAGAGACUCAGAGUAGCAGUCAAAGAGAAAUGGGGCCUGUUCCUACUUCAGACAAGACUUCUACCAAACUCAGUGCCGUUCAUAAUGAAGAAGCGUUUACUUCAAGCUGCCAAGAUGUUAAUGGAUUCACUCCAUCUUCUCCUUGUUCAUUUUCUGUCCAAAGCAAAACUCUUCAGAGCAAAUCUUUGUUGAAAUCCUACUACUCAGUAUCAUCAGACACUGUUCCAUCGACCACACUGUUGGACAAUAGCCAUGGGGAGAUGACUCAGCCGACACUGACAAUCCAGACCCAUCCCUAUCGAAGCUGUGACCCAGUGGAAAUGUCCUACCCCAGGGGACAGUUCCAGCCAGCAAUCCGAGUGGCCGACUUGUUGCAGCACAUCACUCAGAUGAAACGGGGACAGGGCUAUGGAUUUAAAGAGGAGUAUGAGGCUCUACCCGAGGGGCAGACAGCAUCUUGGGACACAGCCAAGGAAGACGAAAACCGCAAUAAGAAUAGAUAUGGCAACAUCAUCUCCUAUGAUCACUCCAGGGUGAGAUUGCAGUUGCUGGAUGGAGAUCCCCAUUCAGACUACAUAAAUGCCAACUAUAUAGAUGGAUACCAUCGACCUCACCAUUAUAUUGCAACUCAAGGACCAAUGCAAGAAACGGUGAAGGAUUUUUGGAGAAUGAUCUGGCAGGAGAACUCCGCAAGUGUUGUCAUGGUCACCAACCUGGUAGAAGUUGGCAGGGUGAAAUGUGUCAGAUACUGGCCAGAUGAUACAGAAGUCUAUGGAGACAUCAAAGUCACCUUAAUUGAAACAGAACCAUUGGCAGAGUAUGUCAUACGUACUUUUACAGUCCAAAAGAAAGGCUACCAUGAAAUCCGAGAGAUUCGACAGUUCCACUUCACCAGUUGGCCGGAUCAUGGGGUUCCUUGUUAUGCCACAGGCCUCUUGGGCUUUGUUCGACAAGUGAAGUUCCUCAAUCCGCCAGAGGCAGGACCUAUUGUUGUGCACUGCAGUGCUGGUGCUGGGAGGACAGGGUGCUUUAUUGCCAUUGACAUCAUGCUUGACAUGGCAGAGAAUGAAGGUGUGGUGGACAUAUUUAACUGUGUGCGGGAACUGCGAUCCCAGAGGGUCAACUUGGUGCAGACAGAGGAGCAAUAUGUUUUUGUUCAUGAUGCUAUUCUCGAAGCAUGCCUUUGUGGAAACACUGCCAUCCCUGUUUGUGAAUUCAGAUCCAUAUAUUACAAUAUCAGCAGAUUGGAUCCACAGACAAAUUCCAGCCAAAUAAAAGAUGAAUUCCAGACCCUUAAUAUAGUUACACCUCGAGUACGGCCAGAAGAUUGCAGCAUUGGACUCUUGCCAAGGAACCAUGACAAGAACCGCUGUAUGGAUGUACUGCCCCUGGAUCGGUGCCUCCCCUUCCUUAUCUCCGUUGAUGGAGAAUCGAGCAACUACAUUAAUGCUGCACUAAUGGAUAGCCACAAGCAACCUGCUGCUUUUGUAGUUACCCAGCACCCAUUACCCAACACUGUAGCAGAUUUCUGGAGACUGGUGUUCGAUUACAACUGUUCCUCCAUCGUGAUGUUGAAUGAAAUGGAUGCUGCACAGCUCUGUAUGCAGUACUGGCCGGAGAAGACAUCCUGCUGCUAUGGGCCAAUCCAAGUGGAAUUUGUUUCUGCUGACAUAGAUGAGGAUAUUAUCAAUAGGAUAUUCCGGAUCUGCAACAUGGCAAGGCCACAAGAUGGAUACCGUAUUGUUCAGCAUCUGCAAUAUAUUGGUUGGCCAGCAUACAGAGACACGCCUCCUUCCAAGCGCUCUCUACUGAAAGUGGUCAGGCGGCUGGAGAAGUGGCAGGAACAGUAUGAUGGUCGUGAUGGGCGGACUGUUGUACAUUGCCUGAAUGGUGGUGGCCGCAGUGGCACCUUCUGCGCCAUAUGCAGUGUGUGUGAAAUGAUCCAGCAACAAAAUAUCAUUGACGUGUUCCACAUAGUGAAAACCUUACGGAACAACAAAUCCAAUAUGGUGGAGACAUUGGAACAAUAUAAAUUUGUAUACGAGGUUGCACUGGAAUACUUGAGUUCAUUUUAGCCCAUGAGAGUGGGGAGCUUGCCGAAUUUCAGAAGCCUUGAUGUUUGAAGGACAUCAGUUCCCUGCUUCCUUCAAAGGAUUCAAUGGGUGAGAAGUCUAAAGCUCUUCACCCUUGAGUGAGAGACCAGGUCAGAUCUCAGUGCCAUUGGAGGAGGAGAGAUCUGCUACCAUCUGCUUUAUGGAACAUCUCUUGCUUUUUAAACAAUCUACUGUACAAACUGGCAAAGCAGAAGGCAGGCUGGAAGACUCUGCUUUCUAAUCCCUUUCGACUACUUCUCUCUGCCAUUUUGGAUGUGUGUCCUUAAUACAAAUGGGAAGGGGGAAAAGAAUACUGGGAUUAUCCAUUGUCUUUCAGCUUCUCUUUCUGUUUCAAAUCCUCACUUUAUGUUUUUAAUUUCAUUUAUCAGCUGUCUGGCAAAGGAGGAAAGCUUCAGUAGACUCACAUGAAGGCUUUUAGCACAGUAAGCCUUUGUGAUCAGUUUUUGAAUUAAAAAACUACUGUCUUGAAGCUGUAAUUUCCUGUCUGCUCCCAUUGUUGUAGAAGCAGGCCACAGAGCUAAGAAUCUACUGCCUUGGCAGUCAAUUAGGACUAGUAGAUUUCCAAUGUUCUGCAUGGGUUGGUUACAUCUUAAUGGUUUUUAUCAGCUGUAGCAUUGCUGAAGCUGCUCAAUAAAACAAUACCUCCUAGCCACCUAAACUGAGGAUGCUCUUAAAUUGCCUUCAUGAUACUAUUAUUGUUCUCUGGUUUGUAUUGAAGUUGCUUUCAUUUUACCAUAAGUAUUUGUUUUGUGUGCAGUGUUUCUUAUAAAGCAGGUUAAAGUGGGAAGAACAGCAUCAUGUAUACCUGCUGGUUCUAUAAAAGUACGAUUAUAUUGAAGGUUGUAUUUACCAUCUCUGCAAUCUUUUUCCAAAUCUUGAUACAUGGGAGGAGAUGGCCAAGAUGCCAGGAUUACCAUUACAGAUUUAUGUAACUGACAUGGUAAGAGGUAUAGAUCUAUAAUGUUUAAUCUCAUAAGAAUGGAUGAUAGCGAUUUCACAUAUUUUGAUCCACUGCAUUUUUAUGUAAACUCAGUAGGGGUUUACGAUGUAGUCAAGUUUACCUUUGCAGGUUAAACUUACCAAUCAAAGAUCUUCAGAGAUUGGGCAUAUCAGAGCUAUAAGUAUUUGAUUAUGAGAGUGGAGAGGAGAUGUGGACAUUCUUUUCAGAAUAAGGGAGGUCACCUGAAUUAAAGUAUGGCUUAAUCUUGAGUACUGAGUUAUCUGAUGCAUCUUCAAGGAAUGCUGAUUGAUAACUGGUACUUGAUAAAAUAGAUUAUUAGGACUCUUGGUAAAAAAACGUAUUGACUCUCCACCUUUGUGAAGGCCAGGAGACAUCUAUCAAUAAUCCCAUGUCUUUCACCUACAAAAUGAAAAUGGUUUUGCCUAUCAUAAUUCAGGAAGAAAUUGGAAAGCACACAGAAAGAUGUUAAAUGCUGGUAUAUUGAGGUGAAAAGAGUCAUUGUUAUAUUUCACAGAUUUUACUGUGAAAUCUCAAGAAGCGGUUGUUGGAAAUGCACACCAGACCAUUCUGCCUUGUUACCUCAACAAUUAUAUUUGAACCUAUAGAAACAUGUGCAAAUUGGGUAGUAUGAAAUGGCCAGUUUCUGUCUUCAUUGUUGACUCUGAGCCCUGUUGCAAUGAUGUACCUACUACAGUUCUUCAGUGUUUUAUAUGUUUAGCAUCCGUUAUUAGCCACCAUGUUUCUUUUAAAAAGGUGUUCAAAGGAGGCAAAAGGUUAUUUUCAUUUUUUUCAACCCAAUUUAUCAUGCUAGCUACCAUGGGGUUUGUGAAGCAGCAGCAUCUUCCUAAACAAGGGCAGUCAUUGCACAAGAUGACCCAAACUUGACAUGUUGAAAGUGCAAGUUGAAGAUACGCUUAGCUAUAGCAUUUUCCAAAACCUUUGACCAUAUCUGCUCAUCCUAUGGCAGGACUUGACUCAUGACUAGAGAUAUGAGCAAAGCAUGUCAUUUUAUAUGUCAUUCAGAAUGAGUUGUGUAAUACAUUAGGCACCCUUACAGUUUUAGUUUUUGCUUUAUACACAUCCACUUCAUUAUAGCAGAAAGACAGACAGAUAGAUAGAGUUUAAUGUUACAGACAACAGACCAGACUAAAUUAAUCCAGCAUAUUAUAAAACUAUGGAAAUCAUACAUAAAAAAAUAAUUUUAUCAUAAACCCACCCCCUGAAGCCAAAGGAAGUUUAUCAUUGUACCAGAUUUGAAAAUGUUCUCCAUUUAAAAAUACAGAUACCUGUGAAUGUAUAAAGCUAAGAGGGAUCAUCCUAGUUACCUUCUCACCUAUUUACUUUUCUAUUAUGUUUACCAUGGGCACGGUGAAAUACUUUAUCAACAGAGUUCUCACAUUUUCUGGCUUUCCAUUUAAUCUAGAGAUCACCCACAUUUGGGGGCUGAUGUUUACAAAAGGAAAUAUUUGAUAUCUCCUUGUGUGGCCCUCUCCAAAAAACAUGGAAUUGGGCAAACAGAUUCUGCUUUAGAGGUGUAUUUAAGUAUUGCUGCCAUAAUGUGUACUUCUGCACAAGAAAUGGCAGAGUAUCUAGAAUGGGAGUUGGUGCUAUUCUUGGCUGGCUUAUUUCAGGUGCAGCUCGGGGGAGAAGCUGUUUCUUUUAACACAAAUAUUUUGUACAAUUACCUAUUGAUUUGGUUUUACCCUCUGGUCAUGUCACUAUUAACUGAAUAUGCAGGCCUUUGACCUACUGAUUUUUAGCAUUUGAAAUACGUUGAUGCUAAUUUUGUUAGGUAUUUUUUUAAAAAAUUAAAUAAAAAGGCAAAGCAGUGAUCCCUUCAAGGCACUGCCAUUUACAUGGCACCAUUAAAUAGUCACCAUUAAUUAGUGUCCUAAGGUCCCAAGAACAAUUUUUACAAGUUGCCUGGCAGGACAAAAUCAUUACAUCCAUAUGAAACAAUUUGUGCUUUAAAGGUGCAAGUAGCUCAUUCACAGCAAUUGAAGUUGUAGUUCGCAAUACUAGGAAUCAAGUCCACUUAGAAAUGCAGAACACCUCAACAACAAAAGCCACAGAACAUGAAGCAUGUUUGAUAAUUUGCUCUUACAUAUUUCAGAUGUCCUGACUACUGGGGUGCAUUUUCUGCUGAUUCCUUUGAGACUUGAUGUGCUUGACAUAAUAUGCACAAACUUCCUGCAACCCAUAUGUUCACUGAGCUUUAAUGUGUGCACAUCAUUUUCAUGUGUCUGCUCUGGGAAUAGCUGCUAGAUCAAUGUGGGUUUUGCAAUCCGUAUGUCAGGCUUCCCAGUUUUAGUGCAGUGACAAUGUAGGGAAGUGCUUUCUACCCAGACAUUUCCUGUGCAUCCAGCUACAUGCCCCAAGAAUGAGAAGUGUUUGUCUGGGACAGGAAGUAAUCUGGAUGACAUUGAUUGCUUUGUUGUUUGACUACUAAGGAACUAUACCUGAAAGAAUUGAGAUUUAUGAAUGGCAGUACUUAAUGCAGUUGUGGAAGUGAUAUGGUUCAGAAAAGAUGCUAGGUAAAUCUAACAUAAAAUGCUUAGAUUUAAAGAAAAGGUUGGCAGAAGAAAAGCAGAAUUGAGGGCUAGCUAAGGGCAUGUAGUUUCUUGUGUACCUAGUUUGGCAUAAAUCUAGAAACUGAGGAAGCAGCACCUGGGAAAAGAUACUAUGCCAGCAUUGUCAUCUCAGUGUCUUUAAGUACACCAUUUAUGGUGGGCAGAUCCAUACUGGUGAACCUUUAUGAGCAUUGUGAACCAGUGUGCAAGUCUACAAAAAAGGAUAUGGAUAGAAGUGUAGACGGAAGUAUAUGGGGUAUGAGAGAAAAUAUGACUAAAUAGAGAGGAACAGAGGGAAAGACGAAAAGUAUCAUAGAUGAAAUUCUACUGGAAAAUGCUUAGGAAAACUAAUGUACAGGCUUGAAAACUUUGUUUCUUGUAGUGUACUUGAGAAUCAGUAGAGGUGUUUGUAGGAGUAAAGAACAUAAUUUUCAGCAAAGCUGUUUUAUUGCUCAUCUUGCAAAACUGCUCUGGAAUUAUCAUUAAUUUUACAUAUUAUGACCCAUUUAUCUUAAAAAUCAAGGAGCAUAUCUGGAAAAAGAAACCUCACGUUUUUUAAAAAAGAAAUCCAUCCUACGAAACAAAAAGUACAAAACAGCACACUUCCAAACACAUUAACACAGUGCAGCAAUCAGCAGCAGCAAUGGAAAUACACACACGUACACACAGCAGAUUAAUUCAACAAGGCUGGAAUGAAACAAUAAUGUCAAAUUUGAGUGUGAGUGAAAGCAAAAAUAUGUAGUUAUUUGCAGUACUAAGCUAGAUAAAUGGCCUGUGGGGUGAGAGAAAAGAAGGAUAAAUUAUGCUAAUCAUUAACUGGGCAUUAAAUAUCCAGAAGAUUAUAGUGUAAGCCAAAUUGUGACUUUCAGUCAGUUCCUCCUUGGUAAACAAAGCAUCCCUAUCAGGGGUGUGUGCAUGACUGCACCAAGCCAGUGUGCAUGUACUUUCCCCAAGAAUCAUGGCAGCACACUUUGCUUUGAACAUUACAAUUUGGCUUACACUAGGAAUAGAAUUUGGGCAGUAGAAUCUGAACAGAGUAUGAGAGAAAUCAUAUCAUGCCAGUAUUAUGUGGUCUUUAUGGAUGCCCACAGGUAGGCCCUGGAUAGAUCUAAAAACACAUUAAAGCUUCUGAAGUAACCAUCAUUACUGAUUGAGAUUGUUUAAAAGGAAAAAAAAUAACCUUCGUGCCACAUAUUUUGAAAAUGCUGCUGUCUUGGAACUAAUGAAGUAACACUAUUUUUCUCACUUACCUUUCUUACGUCAAAAAUAGAACUGCAAUUGUUAGUAUCUCUGUUUCUGCCACUCUCUGGUUGGAAUUAGAGGAACAGGGAGAAACACCUUACUGAUGAGAUGAAGUAUUUCACACACAAAUGAAAGAGUGUUGUUCUAGGUUCUGAGCACUGAGUCAACAUGAUCAUCUCUUCACCUUAUGAGUGGUUUACUUUCUUGAAGAGUUCUUUGCGGAUAUAACAACCGGAGACUAUUUUUAAAAGCAGCCUCAUCUGUUUUAAGAGAACAAGCUGGAAGCUGCAACAAGCAUCUAGUUCAAUGUAAGCAUGAUAACAGUAAAUCUCUGAAAUCUUUCUGCUCUACUAGCAACCAGAUUGCCCUUUUCAAAAAAAGAUCAUUUUUCUUGUUCUUUUUCAACAAAGGUGCCUGUCUCAUAAAUUCUUGUCCAUGUCUUGGCCACCAAAACAAUUUCAGCACAGUAAUGAAGAAGUAUAUCACGAAAAGGCUGAGCUUUGUAAGUUUUCAGGCAGAACAAAUGUAUAAAAAUGAGAAACAAAAGAAUGUCUUAAAACCUCCCUCUCUUCCCUCAUUAACAAUUGCUCUCGUAGCUAAUUUGGAUCUCAUGUUGCUUCAUUUGCUGCAACUUUUCAUGUCGAUGGGAAUACCUUUCAGUGCUAGGCUGUUUUAAAGAGAAAUGAUAUGUGAUCAUUAUCUGGGGGCUUUUGUAGUGACACUGAUGAUGAUUCAGAGGGCAAAAUAAAACUAUUGUAGCCUGGUGUCAAGGAAGACCAUUUUUGGUAUUCAGUGUGCACAUAGGGACAAUAACAGGUUACAGUUGAAAAACAGCAUGCCAUGUGAUUGACUUUGUCCAAGCAAAUGAUGUAAGAUCUGCUACUACAAAUCUGAGUGCAUAUAGCUAGAUUUAAUCAUUGAUAUUUGGAGAAAAACUAUUUCUUGCUCUGUUAUCAGCCAUUCUUCUGUUUCUUUAUAAUAAGACUAUGGCCCAACUGACAGAAUUUUUUUUUUUUUUUUUUUUUUUUGAGAAAGCAUUG